Molecule: messenger RNA, 1819 nt
Organism: Danio aesculapii
Lineage: Eukaryota; Metazoa; Chordata; Actinopteri; Cypriniformes; Danionidae
Gene: pgls
Product: 6-phosphogluconolactonase
Exons: 6
Coding region: 67-831 (254 amino acids)
Biological process (GO): pentose-phosphate shunt; carbohydrate metabolic process
Molecular function (GO): 6-phosphogluconolactonase activity
Source: RefSeq, a predicted model, not a curated record
GAUGUUAAUCAGAUCGCACGAGGAACUCUUGAGUGUAGCCUGCUAAGAAAACAUUCCACGAGAGUGAUGUCUGGAAGGAGAGUGUUGGUUUUUUCUUCAGUGGCCGAGCUCGGGUCUAGUCUGGCCCAGCUGCUGUCCUCUCGGGCAGAAAAAGCUCUGAGCGCUGGUGGAAGCUGCUUUUCUCUGGGUCUUUCAGGAGGGAGUCUGGUUUCCAUACUGAGUAAAGAACUGCCUGCUUUACCAAACCUGGACUGCAGCAAGUGGCUUAUUGGCUUCUGUGAUGAGAGACUAGUGCCAUUCAGUGAUCCAGAGAGCACUUAUGGAUUAUACAAGAAUCAAUUAUUUGGGAAAAUCAACAUUCCAGACGAAAGGAUUUUAGCUAUAGAUCCUUCUUUACCUGUGCAAGAAUGUGCCGAGGAGUAUGCAAGCAAACUGAGCAAGGCUUUUAGCACAGAGCAGAUUCCAGUGUUUGAUGUUUUGUUGCUGGGAAUGGGACCAGAUGGACACACUUGCUCUCUCUUUCCAGAUCAUCCAUUAUUACAGGAGCGUCUGAAGACAGUGGCCCCCAUCUCUGAUUCCCCCAAACCGCCCCCUCAGCGAGUCACUAUGACAUUACCCAUGGUUAACGCUGCUAGAUGUGUGGUGUUUGUGUCAACUGGUGGUAGCAAAGCCCCUGUACUGAAGCAUGUGUUGGAGGGUGGUGAAGGGCCUGCUCUUCCAGCAGCUCUGGUUUCUCCUAACCAAGGAGAGCUCUUCUGGCUCCUGGAUGAACCGGCCGCUGCCUCACUCACGUCUCCAGUCGAGAGGCCUGGUCCUGGGGCUAAACUCUGAAUUCAGGACACUGAACUUGUAGAAACACAGGCUAGUAUUUACGCAUUUGGCGAAAAAUUGUUUGAGAAAUUGAUUCAGCAAUUUUCAAAAUGAUCCUGAGCUAUGUUUUUAACAGUAGAUGGCACUCUACGCUAGUUUUUAACAGCAGAUGGUGCUCUAGGCUUGUUUUUUAACUAAACCCUCAAAUGCAUGUGAAGCAUUGGUUUCAAACUGGAUUCCUGGAGGGCCGCAGCUCUGCAAAGUUUUGCUCCAACCCUAAUCAAACACAGCUGAUCCAUCUAAUCAAGAUGUUAAAGACUACUGUGGACAAUUAAGCAGAUGUGAGUUGGAGGUGGUUGGAGCUAAACUGUGCACAGCUGUGGCACUCCAGGAAUUGACUUUGAGACAAUUGAUGUAAACACAGCUCACUGUGAAAAUUCUUAUCAUUCGUUUAAAUCUUUCCAAACGUUAUUAAUGAUUAUUUUAGGUUGGACUGGUAUUUGUAAAGAAUUUGGACACAAGCAGAGUGUUGCUGUUUGUGAAAGUUACAGCGCCACCUGCUGAUAAAAACUAAGCCUAGAAUCCAUUCAAGAAUGAAAAGCUAUACGUUUUGAAAAUCAAUUUCUCAAAUGAUUGUUCAUCACAGCUCUACUGGUAUUCCCGUGGAGUCCUUACACGGCACUGUUUAAGAAGUUUUCUUGUUAGCACUUAUGAAAAUGAAUCAUCAUAAAAGUAAUUACGGCAGUUAUUGUUUCUACUUUAUAACUGUUAUAGGAUCUUUGAUUAUUUUUUUCUGUCAUUUGAUAAUAUUCUAUAAAAUCAAUUUAGUUCCAUUAUGGCAUCAAUAACCAUUCAUGGUUUUUGAAAAGCCCAUUGUAGCCAUUGCACAUUUUUGAUAUAGACGCAAUGUGUUAUUUAAAAAAAAACUGAUGAAAUUGUGAAUAGUUUUGAACAUUUUGUCAAAAGCAUUGUGUCCACUGUGGAGGAAAAAUAAAACAUUUUUGUGUUA